Messenger RNA from Carica papaya (papaya), 2097 nucleotides. Its product is annotated as Regulator of chromosome condensation (RCC1) family protein. NCBI's taxonomy places the organism in Eukaryota, Viridiplantae, Streptophyta, Magnoliopsida, Brassicales, Caricaceae. The record is from RefSeq and is a predicted model, not a curated record.
UUACCUAUUUAAUGUUAUCCUCCAUGGAUAUCAUUAUCAUCAUCAUAGAUAUCACGGAACUGGUACUCCGCAGACUGCUACAGUGACUGCAAUUAUUGGAAAUUUCUCUCCCCUGUUCGACUUGGGGAUUUAUAAUGGACGACUCCAUUGCCUUAUCAGAUUCCGGCAAUUCGUCCCGCAAAAUCGUCAACAUCGCCGCCGGUGAAUCUCACACCCUUGCUCUCGCAGGGAAUGGAGUCCUGUACUCGUGGGGAAGAGGAAUGUUUGGUCGGCUCGGGACCGGUAAAGAGUCUGAUGAGCUUUUUCCUGUUCAGGUCAAGUUUGAUUUUCCGGGUGAACCUGAAAGAGGGAGGCUCAACAUUGUGGGGAUUGCCGCUGGUGCUUAUCAUAGUGUUGCUUUAGCAGAUGAUGGAUCUGUUUGGUGCUGGGGUUACAACAUCUAUGGCCAACUCGGUAAUGGUGGAAAUAAUUCUAUGGUCCCCUGCUUGGUAGAGCAUUUCCUUGAGUUGGGUGGUACUGAUUCUCUGACAAAUGAAUCAGGAGAGCAAAGUAAAGAAUCAUUAAAGAUUUGUUCUGUGAAAGCUGGAGGUAUGAUGUCUAUGGCGAUUGAUAAUCUUGGAGCUUUGUGGAUGUGGGGCAACUGUCCACAGCAAAGCAGUGACAAUGAAGGUGGUUUUUCCCUUGGAAGCACUUUCACUCCAAUUCCUGUGUGGGAUUUCCAUGGACACACUGUUGUUAAGGUGGCAUGCGGAAGUGAACAUGUUGUAGCCCUUGUUAGUGCUGGAGAAAAAUAUGAAGGUGAGGAUCUAGUGUGCUACACUUGGGGAAAUAAUAAUCAUGGGCAGUUAGGUCUGGGGGACAGAGAGAACAGACCGCGCCCUCAAGUUGUUGAAACAUUUAACAAAGACUCCCCCAGGGCAGUUUAUGAGAUUGCUUGUGGUGCCUUCCAUACUGCCUUGCUUACACACAAAAAGAGACCUAACAACACAUUAGAAAGUAUGUGCUGGACAUUUGGACUUGGGGAUAAUGGACAGCUUGGGCUUGGAACCACCGAAAGUGCACUGAUUCCUAAACCCGUAAAAGAACUGCCACAGUAUGUCUACCUUACUUCUAUUGAUUGUGGCCUAUUCCAUACGAGUGUUGUUUCCUCAGCUGGAGAUGUGUGGUCAUGGGGAAUGGAGAAGGGUCUAGGCCUAUGUCCAGAUGCUAGUUUCUCUGGAAUUGAUGCAGGUGAUGCUGUUCGCCCUCUAUUAAUUUCAUGUAGCGGGCUACAUCAACCCAAAUUUCAAGAUCCAAUUCAGGUUGCUUGUGGGGCUGCCCAUACUAUUGUUGUUGCACAUGAUGGAUACAGGCUUUGGUCUUGGGGUCGGGGAAGGAGCGGAGUCCUUGGAAAUGGCCGUGCAGUUGAUUGUUAUGCUCCCACUGCUAUAUUAUGGCCUCCACUAGCAGAUGAUUUCAAGCAAGAGGAAUUAAAGACAGGCCACGAGGAAGAUAAGAUUACAGAGAAAAAGUCCAAAGAUGUGUCAGAAACAGAUAAAAAAUUGUCUUUGGCCAUGGAGGAGAUGAAACUCCUUCAGUCCAAACUUUCUGCAAUGGAAAAAUAUGCCAGCAUACUUCAUAGUUCAAUUUUUGGCAAACCAUUUGAUGAGAGAGACAUUCCAGCCUCGUUGCAUAACUCAGUUAACUUCGAUAUUGCAAGAGAGUGGGAGAACAUGUUAGAAUCAGCAGAUCGAGGUAGGCUUAUCAGGUUGGAAAUGUUCUACAGAAACUUGAUUGCUGGUGUUAAGGACAAGCUGAUGAAGAAAAGGAUCCAGGAGAUUGUACAGGAGUGCCUUGCUUCUUCAACUAAUGGAAAAUAAUGCUGCAACAGGAAUGCCAUAUACAGGAAACCUGGUGCAGCAUGGUUAAAAAUGAUUCACAGAUCUUUAGAUUGUAUGUCUGAAUGAUUGCAAUAAGUUGUGUGUGUAGACAGGGAUGCCUUGUGAAAAUACAGAAUUGAUUCCUGCAAAUAAUGUAUACUGAAUUAUAGAAAAUGAAAAUUUGUAUUGUGUAAUUUGCAGUGAAAACUAUUGAUGAACAACCAUGUUAGAUUUAUAA